GGCGGGGCCGGAAGAAUGAGCGUGCUUUAGGCCACUUCCGUUUCUGCCUGGGAGGAGCCUGCUGCGCUGUCAUGAGUCGCUUCAAGUUCGUGGAUAUUGGUAUCAACCUGACAGAUCCUAUGUUCAGAGGAAUUUAUAGGGGGGUGCAGAAGCAUCAAGAUGACUUACAAGAUGUAAUAGAGAGAGCUAUCCAGAUUGGUGUUAAAAAGUUUAUGAUCACAGGUGGAAGUCUGCAAGACAGUAAAGAUGCACUGAAGUUGGCACAAACAAAUGACAUGUUUUUCAGCACAGUUGGGUGUCAUCCCACGAGAUGUGAUGAAUUUGAAAAGGACAGCCCCGAUCAUUACUUAGCAGGACUGCUGAACCUUGCUGAGAACAACAAGGGGAAAGUUGUAGCAAUAGGGGAAUGUGGACUUGAUUUUGACCGACUUCAGUUUUGUUCCAAAGAUACUCAGCUCAAAUAUUUUGAAAAACAAUUUGAACUGUCAGAACAAACACAAUUACCAAUGUUUCUUCAUUGUCGAAACUCACAUGCUGAGUUUUUGGACAUUAUGAGAAGAAAUAGAGAUCGGUGUGUGGGUGGAGUGGUGCACUCAUUUGAUGGUACGAAGGAGGCAGCAGCUGCUUUGAUUGACUUGGACCUUUAUAUAGGAUUUAAUGGUUGCUCACUGAAAACUGAAGCUAACUUGGAAGUUCUGAAGUCAAUACCUAGUGAAAAACUAAUGAUUGAGACAGAUGCACCUUGGUGUGGAGUUAAAAGUACACAUGCUGGAUCAAAAUUCAUAAAAACUUCAUUUCCUACCAAAAAGAAAUGGGAAAAUGGAUACUGUUUAAAAGAUAGAAACGAGCCCUGCCAUAUAGUUCAGAUAUUGGAGAUAAUGUCAACAGUAAGAGAAGAAGAUCCACUGGAAUUAGCCAACACGCUAUAUAACAACACCAUUAAAUUAUUUUUUUCCUGAUA
This is a messenger RNA of Meriones unguiculatus (Mongolian gerbil), 961 nucleotides long. RefSeq names its product TatD DNase domain containing 1 (gene Tatdn1). The record is from RefSeq and is a predicted model, not a curated record. Gene Ontology annotation, molecular function: 3'-5'-DNA exonuclease activity. NCBI's taxonomy places the organism in Eukaryota, Metazoa, Chordata, Mammalia, Rodentia, Muridae. Gene Ontology annotation, cellular component: cytosol. Bases 72 to 959 code for a protein of 295 amino acids. The transcript is spliced from 12 exons.